AUGGAAGGAUGCUUCGAACUGACUGGAUACCCGGAAUGGUGGACACCAAGAACACCAAUCACAAAGACUUCCGCUGGAAAAGCAAAGGUGCAGCCACAGGUGCAGCCACAUGCAGCAACCACUACUACUGAAGAUCCACAAAUUCAAGGCCUUGGUCUUACAAAAGGUGAAUAUGAGAAGCUGAUAAAGAUGAUCCGUGACACUAAAACAACUCCCACUGUAAACAUGACAGGUCACAAAAUAAUUAAUAAUGAGUAUUUGGUUGAUGCUUUCGAAGAAAUACCAAAUUUUGAUGACGAGUACCAACGGAGAAAUGUUAUUGAAAGCAACACGAAUGAAGGGACAAAUGAAAAUUGGGAUUACAAUACAGAAGUUAAUGAUGAGACACAACGAUCAGGCAGUAAUAAUUCAGAAACCACAAUAAAUGAUGAAGAACCUGAUAAUAACUCUCCAAAAUCACCAGUAACUAAUGAUAGGUCCGAUAAUCAGGGUCAAUCACUUCGACAUGAAACCGAAUCCCACUCACAUGCAUCUUCGCGAAUAAUAUCACGAGCUUUUCAUCAUUCACAACAAUUUGAAUUCAGGCAUCUUCUGAGUUCUGAGCACAGUCAAUCAGAUGUACAAUCAAACAGCAUGGGAACCGCACGAAAGGUGAUUACAGAUAAAAGAAAAUUCCAAGGUCAAAAAGAAAUCACAAGGCAUCUAUGCCAAACAGAUUAG
This is a messenger RNA of Lactuca virosa, 720 nucleotides long. The record is from the annotation of a GenBank genome assembly. Lineage: Eukaryota; Viridiplantae; Streptophyta; Magnoliopsida; Asterales; Asteraceae.